Messenger RNA from Mya arenaria, 3387 nucleotides. Its product is annotated as procathepsin L-like. Lineage: Eukaryota; Metazoa; Mollusca; Bivalvia; Myida; Myidae. Gene Ontology annotation, molecular function: cysteine-type endopeptidase activity. The transcript has 9 exons. The record is from RefSeq and is a predicted model, not a curated record. Gene Ontology annotation, cellular component: lysosome. Bases 100 to 1188 code for a protein of 362 amino acids.
ACGACGUUAGAUCUAAUCUCAGCGUUUCAUAUGGUAUUCGCACAAUAGUACUUAAAGUUUUCCGGUUAAAGGGUUGAAGGGUUACAAUAAUUUCCAAAUAUGUAUUUUGAAAACUUUAUCAGUUGUCAAAAGGCAUAUUCAACCAUGGACUUAAAAAGAUUGUGGUGCCAUCACUCACGAGUUACCACCUUAAUGGUGUUUGCUGUGCUGUGUCCGUGCCUUGCUGCAGACGAAGGGUACGGGCUUGCAGAUGUGCAAGGAUGGAAAUCGUUUAAGCUCCAGUACAAUAAAACCUAUAACAAUAUUACUGAGGAGAGAAAAAGGUUUUCGAUUUGGAAGGAUAAUUUACAAUUGAUAUUUAUGCACAAUGAGAAAGCUGACCAAGGGGCACAUUCGUUCUGGUUGAAGCCAAACCACUUCGCAGAUAUGACAGACGAUGAGUUUACCAAUUCCAUGCUUGGGUUGUCAACAGAGAUCAAGUUUAAUUUGACGUCAUUAGCUUCGUCACAAGGGCAACUUGGCAGUCUACCAGAUGAGAUAGACUGGAGAUCGAAAAAUUAUGUCACUCCUGUAAAAAAUCAGCGACAUUGUGGCAGCUGCUAUUCUUUCUCGGCGACAGGUGCGCUGGAAGGCCAGCACUUUCGGAAGACUGGGAAACUGGUGUCCCUAUCUGAGCAAAACAUCAUCGACUGUACCUACCACAACAAGUACAAGAACAAUGGUUGUCACGGUGGGCUUAUGGACCGCGCCUUCCAGUACGUGAUUGACAAUGGAGGGAUCGAUACAGACGCAUCCUACCCAUACCAAGCAGAGGUUCACAAUUGUCGGUUCAACAAGAGCACUAUAGGAGCCAGAGCUUAUGGUUACCAUGACAUCCGCCCACGUGGUAGUGAGGAGGCACUUCAGCAAGCAGUAGCUCGAGUAGGACCAGUGUCAGUGGGUAUAGACGCACACAACAUGUUCUUCAAGUACUACUCGCACGGGGUGUUUGAAUUCCAGUUCUGCAGCUCCCGGCAUCUUAACCAUGGGGUUCUCGUGGUCGGGUACGGUACAGAUAGCGGGCAAGACUAUUGGUUGGUCAAGAAUAGUUGGAGCAUGGCUUGGGGCAUGAAAGGUUAUGCCAAGAUGGCGAGGAACAGAAAUAAUAUGUGUGGAAUUGCCUCCCUUGCUAGCUACCCUCUUGUGUAGCUAGCAUAUUAAAAAAAUCCAAAAAAAAAAAGAAAUUAAUAAUACUGGUUAAAAUGAAACGAAAUCCGGACUCGUAUGCAAUAGCCUUAUAAGGUAUAUAGUGAGAAAUAUCUUAAUGUCGGAUAUGUAACUAAUUUAACUUAAGAAGGGCCCUAAUAUUGCAAAAAAUAUCUCUGUCAAUUCCCAGUUUUGUUCACAACAAUUUUUAUCAGACAUUAUCAAAAGUUAUACAAAAUCAUAUAUGCUUUAAGUCUUUUGAAAAGCUUUUUCUCUGAUAGAGAUUUUUGGUAUAUUUUAAAAACUUUGUUUUUUAUUUUAAAAUGAAAUGAAAUUAAUUACAACUUUUAAAGCUGUACUCUCACAGAUUGAACGUUUUGACAACUUUAUUUUUGUUGUCUUCGAACGAGCCAAUUUUUUGCGAAAAUCCAUGGAAACAAGUUAUAUAAGACUGCUGACAAAAAUUAGAUCGCAGAUUUUUAUAUUUAAGUUCAAAAAUUGAUGUGUUAUGUUUUUUUCUUAAACCGUAAGUAACAGUUUAAGUCAUAAUACAUUAAUUAUCGAACGGAAAUAUGAAAAUCUAAGAUCUGAUUUUUGUCAGCAAUCUUAAAUCAUUGGUUUGCAGAUAUUUAUGCAAAAAAAUUGCUCUUUCCAAGACAAAAAAUAAAAAAAAAGUUGUAAAAAUGGUAUAUAUGUAAGAGUUCAGCCUUAAAAACAAUUCAUCAUCAAAUACAUGUUUUCCUUCAAAAUAGUAUCUGAAAUAUUGGACAAAGGUUAUAUCAAUACAUUGUAUGAGAUUGCAAAAAAGUAAAUAUACAGGAUUUUAAAUCAUACUAUGAGCUGAGAUUGAGAUCAAAAUUUCACGCUUUUUUUGGUAUUGGGACCAGCUGUUACUCAAAUUGAGUUAAAGCAUCCUUUCCUAUAUUGACAGUAGGGGUUUUGUAUAUUUUACCAUUGUAUACUUUAUAUAUAAUGUUUUUAACCAAAUAUUUACCGUAUAUAUGCUUUUUUACCAAAUACUUACCGUAUAUAUGCUGUUUUUUACCAAAUAUUUACCUUAUAUAUGCUGUUUUUACCAAAUAUUUACCGUAUAUAUGCUGUUUUUACUACAUAUUCACCGUAUGUAUGCUGUUUUUACGAAAUAUUUACCGUAUUCUUGCCUUAUUUAUGUCGUUGAGCAAUGUGAAACCGCUUAAGUUGUCGUUUUCAACACCUGCUGGUGACCAUUAAGUGAUGAUCUGUUGUGUUGUUUUCGGUAAUGGCUGACCAAAAUGUUGUCAUGUGUUAAUGUUAAAUUCACUAAAUACAAUUUUGAGAUAAACAGAUAAAAAUGUAAAAAAUUAAAAUGUAUAUUAACUGGAUUGUUGUCAAUCGCCGAUUUGUUUUCAGCAGAGAAUGACCGGUGCAUGUGCUAAAAGGGUACGGUUUCAGUAAAUUUCGCAAAGAGGGUACCGAUAUGGAUACGCACCAUGAAAAAGGUGCAUUUAUGUUAGAAAUUAAAAUUUAAAAAAAACGAAGGCAAUCCGGACAAUAGACGGUAAGGUCAAGAUAUUCAGAUUUAAAGAUCAUAUCCGCUCUGGGCCAUAUCUGGGCUCAAUCGUCCGUCAUUAGGUCGUUGGUCCUGAUGAACUUUUGAUAUAAGCCGUAUUGUAUGGGUGGUAUAUUAGAUUGUUAAUGUUAAGCACUCGUUUGCGAUUGAUAUUUUUCGUAUAAAUAUCAUUUCCUUAUGGGAACUUCUAACAAGUAUUUGAUCAUCGACACACAACCUGAAUAUCGAUAAAAGGAAUAAGUUGAUGUAUACACCUGGUAGAUAGAAAAUGUAAUAAAUGUUAAUGUUAUAGAAAAUUAUCGCUUUCUGUUGGUGUUUUCAAAUAUAUACCUAGGUAGUGCAUUGACCCAAUAUGACAUAAUUUAGCAAAUUGUGGUGUUGUGAUAAUGAUAAAACAUUGUAUAAUAUCGUUACGCAUUUAUCGUAAGGGACAUGUAUACGUAAUGCUUAAUGUUUUAAAUUAGUAUGAAAACCCCAAUGCCAAUUAUCAGUUUAAUUAAUACUUUAAUUAUCAUACGUUACCAUUGCACUAAGUGCUAUACUGUCAACUUUAAUAAACAUGUACAUUUAUUUUACAUAAUCAUGACAUAGUAUCUAUGUAUUUUCUUUGCGCAUUGUUACAGUGGUUAUUGAAUAGACUUAACAAACUUUGA